Messenger RNA from Micropterus dolomieu (smallmouth bass), 1564 nucleotides. It is a transcript of the gene gpm6ab, whose product is annotated as glycoprotein M6Ab. NCBI's taxonomy places the organism in Eukaryota, Metazoa, Chordata, Actinopteri, Centrarchiformes, Centrarchidae. The transcript is spliced from 7 exons. Gene Ontology annotation, biological process: neuron projection development. The record is from RefSeq and is a predicted model, not a curated record. Gene Ontology annotation, cellular component: filopodium; plasma membrane; neuronal cell body. Bases 1 to 867 code for a protein of 288 amino acids.
AUGGCCAAGAGGAAGCAGAUAGAUGAUGAACAGAAGGGGCCCCAGGACAGAGCCCUGGGGAACACCGGCUGUAAGGAGUGCUGUGAGCGAUGUGUGGGCAGUCUGCCAUGGGCCUCACUCAUCGCUACUAUUCUCCUUUACAUGGGUGUGGCCUUGUUCUGUGGGUGUGGCCACGAGGCCUUGAGCGGCACGGUCACCAUCCUCCAGAACUACUUUGAAGUCAUCAGAGCCCCGGGAGAAACGCUGGACGUGUUUACCAUUAUUGACAUCCUGCAGUACAUCAUCUACGGCCUUGCAGCUGGAUUCUUUGUGUUUGGAGUGCUGCUGCUGGUUGAAGGCUUUUUCACCACCGGAGCUAUAAGGGAUCUCUAUGGAGAGUUCAAGAUCACUGCCUGCGGACGCUGCCUGACUGCAUUUCUGAUGUUCCUGGCCUACCUGUUCUUCUUGGUUUGGCUCGGAGUGACAGCAUUUACCAGCCUUCCGGUCUUCAUGUACUUCAACGUUUGGUCCAUGUGUCAGAACACCAGCUUGGUGGAGGGAACAAACCUCUGCCUGGACCUGCGUCAGUUUGGAGCUGUGACCAUCUCUGAGGAGAGGAGGGUGUGCACAGGAUCUGAGAAGUUCUUCAAGAUGUGUGAAUCCAAUGAGCUGGACUUGACCUUCCAUCUGUUUGUGUGCGCACUGGCAGGAGCAGGAGCUGCUGUAAUCGCUAUGGUCCAUUUUCUGAUGGCUCUAGCUGCUAACUGGGGCUAUCUGAAGGACGCCAGCCGGAUGCAGAAGUAUGAGGACAUCAAGUCGAAGGAGGAGCAGGAGCUGCAUGACAUCCAUUCUACACGCUCCAAAGAACGCCUCAAUGCCUACACAUAAACACAUACCUACUAGAAACGACACACACACACUUACCUGUCAGACACACACAAGAUGAUACAUGCACACACACACACACACACCCGCAGGGUCUCACACAAGCCUAAAGAUAGCAGAAACACGAGUAACUAAAUGAGUGAAAAAACAUACAACACAAACAUACAUUCAAAGACACAAUUAACCCUUCGCUAAGCCAUGCCCCCCUUAGUUACUGUUGCUAAGUCCGACAAACUGUCGGACAUUUAUUAGAGCGCUACCACUGUCUAUUACUGCACUCCCUGGAGAAAUAUUGACAGAAAGGUUUGCAUUUGUCCAUUUGAGGUUUGUGUUCAGGCUGUCAAACUGACGUGAAAAAAAUAAUGACAGAGGCUAAAAGAAAAAGUGAACCAAUACAUCUAGUAGGGCUAUAUAAAGUUACAUUCAGUAGUAAGUUAGUUAGCUACAUCACAUUAGGAACAAUCUACAGCCUACAUUUUUCUGGAUUUGUUUCAGGUUUUGGAAAGGGAACUAUUGCAAGAUGCCCCAGGAACAGCGUUUGACCAUAUCUUGGAAAAAUACAGCAAAAAAAGCGAGAAAACGACUUCUUUUGCAUACGAGUCAGUGGAGAGCAGCCAUGAAGGUGUCGGACCUCAGUUAGAGAGAGACUUAUACUGCGCUGUGAUUGGCCAGCUGCGUAUUCAGGGGGUGGCUUAGCGAA